UAAUGCAGACUUUAGUUGAGAAGUGAGAAAACACUUUCAUUUAUGCCUUGUAGUUAUUUGGCAUCGAAUCUCUUAAUAAAUGGAGAAGGAAUCUGCAGUAAAACAUUUUCCUUCCUUGUUAUCUGUCUAUCCAUCUAUUUGAAGAAAAUAAAAGGGGAAAAACAACAAUACAAGAUUAUAUGUCUAAUGAAACCAAAGACCUAUUCUUGUUUAUUCUAGUGUUAUUUAAAAGACUAGAUCCAGUGAAAUACACAAAAGGCUCCAUAGUUUUGUACUUUGGCUAUCAUGAGGAAUAAACAACCAGCGUGUGACUUUAGAGGCAGAUAGAUAGCAUUAUGUUUUACGUAUGCCUUAUGAAACAGUCUUUGCAAGAUAACCUCUUGCUAAAUUACCCUUGAAACAGGAUUUAUUGUUUUAUUGUGUCUUAUAAAAAUUAACGUCUAAACAUCUCCAGCAGCAGAUGAUAAAAAGAAGAGAAUUGCUGAAAUCUUUGCGAGUGCUACUUAGGUGCUUGCCCUAGAUGCAGAGAACCCAAAGAGCAUUGAAGCCAUGGGACGCUACACGGGAAGAAGCAGCCGACUUCUUUUUAUGUCCUUUGUCACCUUUCUACUUUUUGUGGUAGAAAUGGCAGUAUCAUAUGUGGGCAAUUCUCUUGCGCUAGCCUCUGAUGGCUUUGCCGUCCUUUCCCACCUGAUAUCCAUGAUUAUUGGCUUGCUUGGUGUCCGUUUCAGUCGCAUACGAUGGCAUAAGAGCAACACAUAUGGCUUUUUGCGGGCUGAUGUUGUAGGAGCCUUUGGCAAUUCUGUCUUUGCCACUGCUUUGAUGUUCAGCAUCCUGAUUGAAGCUGUGAAGAGGUUUCUCAACCCAGUAAAGACAGAACAAGCUCUGUAUGUUCUCAUUGUCGGAGUCGUAGGUCUACUCUUCAAUGUGCUCAGUUAUGUCAUCUUCAUGGACUGUUGUUACUGUCAUGGUUCUGUAGACCAAGAUGUGGCAACAGAUUACUUUGCUAAUGAUAGUCCAGUGAUGAUUCCUAUUCCAACUAUAUGUGAUUCUGCGGAUACCCAGAAAAAACCUGAAGAGGAUAAGAAACAGAAAACAGAAAAAAAGUCCGAAGCCUUGAACAUAAGAGGUGUUCUUUUGCACGUGAUGGGAGAUGCUCUUGGCUCAGUUAUUGUUGUGGUUGCUGCUUCCAUAUUCUAUAUACUUCCUCUGGAUGAGAACACACCUUGUAACUGGCAGUGUUACAUUGAUCCAAGCCUGACCAUUGUUAUGGUGUUUAUCAUACUGUCUUCAGCCUUUCCACUUAUCAAGGAGACAGCAACCAUUUUGUUGCAAAUGGUCCCCCAAAAUGUGAAUAUGCAAAUAUUGGCAAACAAAUUAUUGGAGGUGCCAGGCGUUAGCAGCAUUCAUGAGCUGCAUGUCUGGGAAUUUAUCAAGGGGAAAAACAUUGCCACACUCCAUGUCAAGUGUCACUCUACUUCUGACUACCCUGUUGCUUCCUACAAAAUGAGGGAGGUGUUCCAUGAAGAAGGGAUCCAUUCAGUAACCAUCCAGCCAGAGUACCUAGACCACAAUUGUCCCAAGGUCCUGUGCAGUACACCAUGUAUCUCCAGAUCCUGUGAUCCUCAGUUGUGCUGCAACCAGCGGGAUGCUCUUCUUUCUCAGAUGAAUGGUUACAGUGAAACAAUAGGCAGCUUUUCUCCAUCACUGAAGAAGGUCUUCCAAAAAAAAGAUGCCGUAGAAAUUCCUGUUGAACCCACAUGGGCAGAAGACAUGGUAAAAAAGAACAGUUGUUCCAAGGACAGUUAUAAAGAAAAAAGAGAAACAAUACCACCAAUAAAUAGCACUCAAUUUUAGACUUUUGGGAUAAAUAUAUUCUAAAUUAUUUUGUCUCAAAAAAAAGUUGGGGAGCUUCCUUGUAGAAAGCUUCCUGAGUUGAAAAAGAAGUAGCUGUUGGCGUGUGUUUGCCAUUUUUCUGGGACGCAGCAGUUGAAAGUUGAAUACCACGUUGAAUACCAAGUACUACAACUAAAACAGAUGCCAUUGGUUUCUUCUAAGGUCUAGAUGAAAUGGGCAGCCAUUUUCUUAAUGUUGGGCAAAUAACCAAUGCCAACCAUAUUUGCUACCCUGCCCUGCAAAGAGAAAAGGAUAAAGCAUUUAUUCAAUGAGCAGAGGUAUCUUCUGCUCAGAUCACUCUUCAAACCUUGUCUUACUUGAUAGGUCUGCAUCUUUCAGAUGCAAAUAGAAAUCUCAAGAAGGUUGAGAUUUCUGUCUGUUUUAAUGUAUUAAUUAGGACGCAGAUUGCAAGCCUUACUCCUUUAUGAUUGUCCUAGUUUAUGGCAUAUCUUUAUUUUUCACUGAACUUUGUUUUUCUGUUUCCUUGAGAUAGAUUAAAAGGAGAAAAGUGAGGAAAUAGGCCUCAUAGAUGUAGGGAAUAAAAGAGUUUAAUCAGCAAAAGAGCCAAUCACCCUUUUGUGCUUGACAAAUGACAUAUUUCUUACUGAAACUUGAAUGGAAAUGUUCAAAAUAUUUUAUUUUCUCCCCUUACUGUCUUUACAUUUUCUUCAUAUUCCAGAAAUUAUAAAAUGCUGGAAUAUUUUUUAGAAAACAUUUGAAAUAGUUUAUUGGAUUAUAUGCCAUGAGAAAUAAAAUGUGAGUUUUUCAAUGUGCACUUAUGUCAUUUGUAUUAAAUUAGCAAAGAAGUAGAGCUGCGAGAAGUAAGGAUUUUCAUUUGUCUUAGGCAGAGUAGAACAAUCCUCUGAGUUUGUUUUAAUAGAGUAAUCCUAUGGUACACUGAGCUUUUCCAAUACUGAUUCUCUCUCUUUUCUUUUGUAAUAUGGUGCUAUUGAAUAGUUUGGGUUUUUUAAAAAAACUAUGGGACUUCUUUCAAGCCGUUUUGUAAAAACAUUUAGAUCUUUAGAACUUGCUGGCCUGUUUUAAACCUCAAUCUAAAUAAAUAUACACAACUGUAAAUCCUUUAAAUACCUCCUUUAAAUUGUAGACAUAUAAAUUUUUGAGUGUGGCUGAAUGAUGAUUGUCCUUCUGCUAUCUUGAGUAUCUUUCAUGUUUUAAUUUCUUUAAGUUUUUAUUGUUAUUUAUGUCUGAUGUUUUUCAUAUUGUGGUAAGAUUUGAAUUACUUUGCUGUCCAGAGGUACUUUUUGUGAAAUGGGUGGCUAUAUUAAUUUGCUAAAUAAAUAUAAUAUAAAUAUAAAAUUGCUAAAAAAAAUUGCUAGGAAUAUCUUACAAAUUAUUUUAGAAAUGCAGCUAAAAUUCAUAGUAUCUGGCUAUCAGGUGGUUUACUCCUGAUGAAAGAGGUGGGGAUGGAAGAAAAGACUAAUUCAUAUAGCUGCCUAUAUAAUUUACCCCUACCCAAUCAGUACACUGCUCUUUUGCCUUAUUGUUAUGGACAGCAAAUGUAACCCUACUAAACAGAUUCUGUGUAUGAUAUCAAAGCUGUAUUUAUUUUAUUUCAUGUUUUGUUGAAUGUUAUUAAUUUCACACUCGGCUUUUGCAAGUUGAGGAUUAGGAAUUUAGACCCCAAAAAAGUUCUGAGCAAGUUUUAAUGAAACUACUGGCAAUGAACAUUGGGUAUCACCCAUGAAAUUAAUGCUGCUGUUUGAAAUUAAUACUGUCCCAUGCAA
Messenger RNA from Thamnophis sirtalis, 3641 nucleotides. Lineage: Eukaryota; Metazoa; Chordata; Lepidosauria; Squamata; Natricidae. The record is from RefSeq and is a predicted model, not a curated record.